Molecule: messenger RNA, 3907 nt
Organism: Suricata suricatta (meerkat)
Lineage: Eukaryota; Metazoa; Chordata; Mammalia; Carnivora; Herpestidae
Gene: ZNF438
Product: zinc finger protein 438
Exons: 4
Coding region: 716-3220 (834 amino acids)
Biological process (GO): regulation of transcription by RNA polymerase II
Cellular component (GO): nucleus
Molecular function (GO): DNA-binding transcription factor activity, RNA polymerase II-specific; sequence-specific DNA binding
Source: RefSeq, a predicted model, not a curated record
GACGUUGUUAUUCAAGUCAAAUACAUCAUAAUGCAGAAUUCUUCAUCAGUACCACCAAAAGAUCAACAAGGGCAUUUUCUAGGCUCAGUCUAUGAAUUCUUUACUUCAGCCAUUAAUCACUUAUUUACCACUUACAAAUUCAGCAAAUAACUAUGACAUUUCUGCCACAUGCCCAACACUGUUCUGGACCCUGGAGACGUAGACAAACUCUCUGCCCUCAAGAAAUCCACGUCAGUGAUGAAAGGCAGUGGCCCAUGAUGUAAUCCGUACGAUGGAGGAAUGCGCUAGAGAAAAUUGUGACUGGACAGGAGGAGGGAAGUUCAGAAUGGGGUAGUUUUAAUGAAGGUAGUCAGAGAAGAGCUCCCCAGGAAGAAGCCACUUGACCAAACUGGAAGAAAACUGUGCAGCGAGUACUGGGCAUGUAUCUGGAAGGCGGAGGCACAUCGCGGCCGUGAGCACAGCAAGUACAGAGACCGAGAAGGCGGGUGUGCAGUGCGUGGAGGGAACAGCACAGAGCCCACCGUGGCUGGAGCGUAGUGAAGAAAGGAAGUCAGUCAGAGAGGUUCCCAGGGUCUGAGGGCGUGAGGCCUUUCAUUCCAAGGACUUUGGCUCCAGCGCCGAGAGGAAGAGCCAUUGGACAAUUGUGAACAAAUGCGCGAGAUGAUGGGUUCUGUGCUGUGAUGUGUUAUUGUCACCUGUCACUUCACGAGGAUUUAUGACUGAUCAAGCACAGGACCGCUUAUCUUCCAGGUCUUCUGUACUCGGUCCGUUGGGAGUGUGCAGUGAAUCAAACAUCUCUUCUGGGACGAUUCAGAGUGGGAAGGGUUUACAGAGUAAGAGUCACUUUAGGACCAUUGCACCGAAACUCGUGCCCAGAGUCGUGACGCCCAGACCGCUGUCAUGCCCUUCAGCAUCACUCUCUGACCAGGUGAAUUCUGGACCCUCCAUCAAUGCCAAGCCCCUGGGGGUGCCCACCCAAAAUUAUGCUCUGAUGCAGCUUGCUGGACAGGAGGGGACGUUUUCUCUCGUUGCUCUGCCACCUGUCCCCUCCACUCAGCCAAUCCAGAAACCCAGACUGGCGCUGCCUGAAAACCUGAAGCUGCCUAUUCCCCGAUACCAACCCCUGAGAAAUAACAAAGGAUCAAGAAGGAAACCUGCUCGGAGCUCCUCUGAGAGUGGAGGUGGCAUACCUCCUGCCCAGACCCACACGUCCCUCUCCCCACCUGACCUUCCCGAACCCCCACACAGACCCAGUCCAUCGGAGCAAGUGCCCUCACUAGACCCGAGCCCAACCAGCGUCAGCACAGCAGCACUGACCCACCGCCGUGGCCCCGGAGACUCUCCACCCCCAGGGACCAACAGCCGUGGCAAUCUGAACCCUCCUGCCACCCCGAUGGUGUCCACUCCAGAGGAGCCCUCAGCCAAGUGGGGCCUCGCAGAGACUCCAGGGAAGGCAAAUGUGGUGAGUGAGGAAACCUACCGUAAACCUUCUGCCUUUGCCAGUGGAAAAUGCAGAGAACAAGCUGAUCUUGCAAAAGCCAUGACCAUCUUGUCUCCAGCUGUGUUCAGCAGUGAGGUUCAGCUGAUCUCUCCGGUCCCCAGAGGUAAACUGCCCAUCCUGCCCUAUGCCAGCGGGAGAGCAGCAGAGGUGUGCGGGGGCCGGCCAGAAGGGAGCCUCCCGGGCGCUUCCAUGCCCGGGCUCCGGGCAGCCUGUGGUAAGGCGCCCUCCGUCCCAGAGCGCCCUACUGCAGCCUCCAACAUGCUCGGCAAGACACCUGCCCCACAGAGCCCCUGUGAAAGCACCUUUUGUGCGGCCACCAGACCGGAUCUCAGCCACAAAGCAAAACUCAGCGGCGGGGCAGCAAAGAGAAGAGUAAGACGACGAAAGGUACCAGAUGAAAUUUUGGCAUUUCAAGGAAAGAGGAGGAAAUGUGUCGUUAAUAAGUGUAAAGAUAGUAAAGAAAGAGUAAAAGCUGAUCUGCAAGAAUCCAGUGACCAAAAACCAGGGGCUCUGAAGAAAUACCGCAGCAUCAUGCCCAAGCCUGUGAUUGUUGUGUCCACUUUGGCUCCCCUGACUUCUCCUGCAGGCACACUGCAGCCGCCGAUGCCCAGCAGCCUCGGGCAGGACGUGUUGUUAAGCAGUCCCCUCGUGCCCAAGUACCCCAGCUGUAAGCAGGACAGCGGCACCUCCCCUCAGCCGGGCGCCACGCUGAGAAAUGGACUCUCGGGCAUUAAGAAACUGUGGCACAGGUGUCACAUCUGUAACCUCCACUUCCAGUUCAAACAGCACCUCCGGGACCACAUGAACAUUCACACCAACAGACGGCCUUACAUCUGCCGGCUCUGCCGCAAGGCCUACGUGCAUCCCGGCAGCCUGAGCACACACAUGAACCUCCAUCACGGGGAGAGCCGUCUGAAGAAACUCGUGUGCUGUGAGUUUUGUGCAAAAGUGUUUGGCCACGUCAGGGUCUACUUGGGCCACUUAAAAGAAGUACACCGGGUGGUCAUCAGCACGGAGCCCUCCCCCGGCGAAAGGCAGCCAGGGGACGCAUCCAAGAACAGAGGCCUGACCACGAGAGGGCCAGAGGGACCAGUGGAGAGGGAAAACAAGACAAGCCUGGAAGAAGACCUCCUCCUAACCCAGGCAGACGAAGUCAAAUUACAAAUCAAAUGUGGCCGCUGUCAGAUCACCGCUCCGUCUUUUGCUGAAAUCAAGUUUCAUUUACUUUACGUUCAUGGAGAGGAAAUUGAGGGCCGGCUGCAAGAGGAGGUCUUACCAGGAAGCACAGAAACUCAGGAAGAACUGGUGAAACACGCCACUCCUUUCUGGAAACAACAUCCUGAGAGAAGGAAGCUGGUCAAGCGCUGUCCCCCUGAUGAAGACUUACACGCAUUUCCUAAACUAAAAAGGCAGCCCUGCCUUCAUCAUCACAGUGAUGUGGAAAGACUCAGGAAAAUGGAGGGAGUCCAAGCCGGACGCAGGGAGCCGCCAGGGUCGGCUCCCCGGGGCUCUGAGGGUCCCAGCCCCCACACCCUCCUCCUGGAGGCCCAAUCAGGCUUUAACUGUGUCCUCUGUGCACAGACGCUGGCGAGGAAAGAAGAGGUCCUCCGGCACUGGGAGCAGGAGCACAACUGUGAGGACCCUCCCAAGCUGUGGACAAUUUUAAGUGCACUCUCUAGCCAGGGGGUGAGCGGACUUCCCGGGGAAACUAAGAAAUGAAACCUUGGCAGUGGGGGUAAAGAGAAUGUUGAUUGCUUGCUUUCUCUUUCUCUCAAAGCCCUGUGUUUGUAUGGUGGUGCUUAAUUAUAAAAGUCAGACAAACUAGGAUCAGCAUUAAUGAGCACAAGUGAUUUUUGUACAUAGUUUUAUUUUCCUACUAUAUCUAUAUCUAUAUAUAUAUAUGUGUGCCCUUGAUGUAUAUUUUUCUAAUCAUAUGCAGUUUUAUUUUAAAAGUCUAUGUACUAACCAUUAAUGUCUUAGACUUUAUUUGAGAAUAAAGAAGAUCAAAAUUUGGAGAAUGAAAUGUAAAAGAUUUUAUAGGCUGUUCAAAUACAGUGUUCAGCGUGGUUGAACAUGCGCGUAUAUCACUUUGUUCAGCUGUUUUCUGUUUAAGUAGACGGACCAGUGUGACAAAUCUCCAGGUGGCAGAGUCAGUCCAGUCUCAGCCACAAACAGAGUGUUGAUAUUUAUCAAAUUCUCUGCUGUAUUGAAUAAGGUUCUCAUCUACCAUAAUUUAAAAUCCAUGUUUCCAAGACUUAGAUUUUGUUUUGUUUUGCAAUUUUCUUAAAUGUACGUUGCCUGGAAGAUUAGGUGUUGAUAAGUCUGACAGCUGUAGUGUUCCAUAUCAAAGUAAUCAAGCAUUGUUUCAUACUUGAGCUAAUAAAAAAACCACUUUUUUGGUUAAAA